UCCCCACUCAGCGGCGGCGGCGCCCGUGCCCGCGACCCUGCCCGCGCUCCAGUCGGCGGCGGCUCCGGCUCCGGCUCUUCCUUCCGGGCUGUGUAAGGUUCAGGACCUGAAAAAAUGGCACUGGCAGCAAUUGAUCCACAGCAGAACAUUGUAUCAAGGGUUGCCAACCUUCCUUUGGUGAGCUCCACCUAUGAUAUGGUGUCCACAGCUUACAUCACCACAAAGGAUAACCAUCCUUAUCUGAAGUCAGUGUGUGAAAUAGCAGAGAAAGGAGUGAAGACGAUUACAUCAGUAGCCAUGACUAGUGCUAUGCCUAUCAUUCAGAAACUGGAACCACAAAUUGUAGUUGCCAACAACUAUGCUUGUAUAGGUCUAGACAAGAUUGAAGAGAGACUGCCUAUACUGAAUCAACCCACUGACAAGGUUGUUGCCAAUGCCAAGGAUGUAGUUGUUGGAGCUAGAGAAGCUGUAACAACCACUGUGACUGGUGCCAAGGAAACUGUUGCUUACACAAUCACUGGAGUUGUGGGCAAGACUAAAGAAGCAGUGCAAGACAGCGUAGAAAUGACCAAGUCAGUUGUCAAUGGCAGCAUUAACACUGUCCUGGGAAGUCGUGUGGUGCAAAUGGUGAGCAGCGGAGUGGACAGUGCUCUCACAAAAUCAGAGACCCUUGUAGACCAGUAUCUUCCACUUACAGAAGCAGAACUAGAGAAAGAAGCUGCAAACAUUGAAGGCUUUGAAGUUGGAGUCCAAAAGCCAAGCUACUAUGUUAGACUAGGAUCCCUGUCUUCAAAGGUCCGCACACGUGCCUACCAACAAGCCUUAAACAAAGUUAGAGAUGCUAAACAGAAAAGCCAGGAGACAAUCUCUCAGCUCCACUACACUGUUAGUCUGAUCGAGUAUGCCAGAAAGAAUGUGAAUAGUGCCAAUAAGAAACUUCUUGGUGCUCAGGAAAAACUAUAUCAAUCCUGGGUAGAAUGGAAGAAAAAUACAAGCCAAAAUGAUGGUGAUGAUCUGCGUAGUGCUGAGCAGAUUGAGUCAAGAACUCUAGCUAUUGCGCGAGGCCUCACUCAGCAGCUUCAGACCACCUGCCUCACACUGGUCUCAAGCCUACAGGGGCUGCCACAGAAUGUACAGGAUCAGGUUUACAAUGUUGGGUCAAUGGCAGGUGAUGUCUACCAGAGCUUUCGGUCAGCAUCCUCCUUCCAAGAAUUAUCAGACAGCUUUAUUGCAGCUAGCAAAGGACAGCUGAAGAAAAUGAAGGAGUCUCUGGAUGAUGUGAUGGAUUAUCUUGUUAACAACACACCACUCAACUGGCUGAUUACCUAAGCUGUGAGCUGCUGGAUGUUCUAAUAUUGAAAAGAGAUGGAUAUGGACAAAAGAACCCUCCCUCCCUUCACAGUAGGUGUUGAGUGUGUAUGACAUGGCCAUCUACCUGCUUUGUCUUCCAACUCCCUAUAAACAAUGUUUACUUGUCAGCUGCAUCACCAGUUCUAACUUUAUUAAUCCUCUUGAACUUGAGUGACAGAUGUAUGGUAAUACUCAACUAGUUCAGUGGAAUUGUUCUCAGUAAGUCCUGUGAACUCCUCCACUGGAAAAGAAGUAGUUACUAAGAAACAAGCUUUCUUGGGUUAGGGCUGUCCAGGUAAGUUCUAUCUUUUUCCCUGAUGCAUGCCCUAUACGAGUUUGGGUUGCAGUCAUCUAGUGGACCAAUGUCAGUCACCAUUUUCAAGGAAGUCACCAAACAGCAACAGGCACAAAUGCAGUUCAAAGAAAGCUUAUUACAUAGUCACUACAUGGAACAAAUACCUCCACCUGGCAUGAUGUAGGCACUAAAGCAAAUUACAUGUUGUCUAGCCUUCUAGUGUUAGAGGGUUAGCGAUUAGAUCAAGGUUGGCCUAAUAGUGUGAGGAAGACAGUUUUAAGCACAGUAUUAAACAAAACUGUAGCAAAACAGGAUUGCAGGUAAAGAUUCUGUAACUUAGUGCUUUUAAUACUCACUUUAUGUAUAAAGGUGGGUGUUUAACCUGAAAUUAACAUGAGAUAGUGAGACUCCUGUCCAGCUGGGGCGCAAGUUAACACUCCUGGAGACACAGCACUUUCAGGAAUUCAUUUCUUUCUAAGUUUACUUUGCUAUUGUGUAGGUCCAGCAAGAAUAUCCUUUUUAUCUCCAUUUGUAAUCAUACUCACAGAGUACAUCCGCUAUUGUAAAUGUGCACAGGAAUUGAAUGGAACUAAUUAGGUGUCUGAGCAGUGGGCUAUUCAAAGAAGGGAACUCCCUUUUUGUGUGUAUGUUUUAAAGUGUAAGUGCUCUGGGACUUUAUCCUGAGGUGAUAUGUCUUCUGAGGACUGAGAAAUAAACAGCAUCAUCUAGCAUUACUGCAGGCGCAGUAUAUUGUGUCUGUUAGGAACUUGUGUUACUGGUUUGUAUUCUUGCAUGGCUGUCCAGCCUUACUAAAUAUCAGCAAGCAGAUGAAGUAGAAAGCAAGGAAAAUUUGUUACCAGCCUAGACCUUCGAAGCACUUUCUUACAUUGUACUGUUGGGUAUCUCUUGUUCAAAAGUUACUUGGAAUUCUGGCAGCUGACUACAGCUGGUGGCUGCAAACAGAGCAAGACCUGGUUAAUGCUUACCUAGUGGUUGGACUCCUAUGUCAUGCUGUUACGAUAGGUGCUUGUUUUGUUGGAUGCUGCCCUACCCCUGAAAUGUUAUGUUUCUGUCCACACACACAACCUCCCACCCACCAUCAGAAUUAGGAACUCUUCCCUAGUGGAAGAGACAGCUGAGUAAUAGCAAAUUGAUUUGUUCCUGAUUUUUUUUUUUUUUUAUAUAUAGAAUAAAGUUCUCUGAUUAAGAUUAUUAGACACUGCUAAUAAGGAGAGCAUUGAAUGUUUAAACUGAUUUCCAACUGUACUUGCAUGGGUAUUUUGCUGCAGGUAAUUUAGCAUAUUCCCCACUCCAGUCUAACUGCAGCUCUACAGACAGAAAUUGAGAUUUUUAGUGCAGCUAAAGCUAGAGAGGGUGACUAUUAAUAUGUCCACUGGAGGCAAGAAUGAUGUUUUUCUUCUAGUCUUCUUUGGUUUUUGGCCACUGUCGUUUUCGACUGAAGCUGAUAUGCUACCUCACAAAUAAAGGAGGGAAGCCUGAGAUAAGUGCCAUCUUACCUGUUUUUCUCUAACUUCAUGUAUUAAACAGCUCAACUGCAAUGCACAGAAGCUUCUUUCCUGUUAGUCCAGAAUCACAUUUGAGGGUACAGGUUGGGCUAGAAAACUAGUGAGGUUUUUCUGGAACCUUUUAAAAAAGGUAAGACCAGAUGUGUUGAAAAUGGUAGGAAGUAGAUUCAACUAUUUUCAGCAAGGCAGGUAAACUAGAUUAAAUGGAAGAAUGUGAAAGGCUGCUAGUCACACAAAACCUGGGAUGGUAAAGGUUAGAAUACUAACAUCAUUAUCACUUGUAAGGUUAUUUAGGGUUUAUUUAGAAUUCAGAAAAUUACUUUUUCUCUUUUAGAGAUCACUCAAACAUUGUUCAUGCUAAUUGACACUUGCUCUUCCCAGGUGCAUUUAACAGACAACUAUUAUUCUAUCAUUGCUGGUAACAGUUUUUUAGAAAAGCUUUCAGUAUAAGCAUUUGUAAAUAGCUCCAUACGGUAUGCAAGUUUUGCAAACGUAUUUAUAGCAUUGGUCAAAGCCAAAUUACAAGAUUUGUUUAAGGCCUGGGCUUGCAGCUAGUUUGCCUCAAUCUAAAGAAAGGUGUAAAGCUUUGAAAAUGUCUCUUAUUCUUCAAGAUUAAUAUUUUUGCAGUAAUCUUUCCCAGAAUUUAACUUAGGGUAAUAUUUUAUAGCUGGUAAAAUAGGUGAAAGGAUUUGGGAACAACUGAUGAAUUAUUUCUCAUGAUUUAAUAAAAGUAGUAACUACCAUCAAAAAGCUUUUUUAAACUCUCUAAUUAAAAAGAUGAAAUUGAACCAAACUUAUUUUUAAGCAUGCUCAGUUAGUAAUUUGCAUGAUCAGAGAGUCUUACGUGCAGCAGCUUGCUGGAGAUACUGUGCACAAAAUGAGAACACUGUGUCAAAAUGCUAGUGGCUCAGUUCUAAAAAUUUAGCAAGAAAAAAAUGGAUUGAAGUUGUUAGUAUUGACAUUUGCAUUUGUAUACGAAGACAAAUGCCAAAGUAUUUUUUAGCACUGUUCUAUGUUGGGAUUUUGCAACUAUUAUAUCUUUGUAAAUGAUUUAUUGAAUCAUACAGAGAAAUUGCAGGAAGAGGAGUUAUAUCUGGUCUUAAGUUUUUAUUGCAGGAAUCAAUAGGAAGUUGAAAGAAAGCAGUGAGUUAACUGUGAAAAGUGGUGUGGAACCUAAGGUCUUUUACAUAAGCAAUCCCUAACACCAAGGGCUUUGCAUUGUUCUUGUUAGACUGUGCAGAAAUAUGUGAUUCUAAUACAAUUCAGCAUGGUUAAAACUGAGGUGAAUCAUACUGACAUCCAGUCUGGUUUACUCAUACUGAGAUACACUCCAAUUUGAAGUUUUGUCAUGGCUAUCAAACUCUUGCUAUUACAUUAAAGGAUGCAGGUUCUUCUACUGCAUGCAUUAAGGAGACAAAGAAAACAGAAACUUAAAUUUGAGCAAUUACUAUGUUGUCACUAAGAACAAAAUGGAUUUAAGUAAUGAAAACCCCUUAAAUGUAUUAUAGAGAAAAUUCUUGCUGGUCAGACACACUUACUGAACAUGGUUGUGUCCUGGUCAGUGUAAAUACAUACAACCAUCCAUUCGGGUAUGUUCUUAAAAACUGCAUAUGGACUACUUAGUCUUGUUAGGAUACCUGUAUUUGUACUGCAGUAUGAAAUACAAGAUCAUGUGCUGAUAAUGGGGAAGCUUGUUACUUUCUCUAAGUGCAGUAAUGAGAGUGUUAGGAAAACUGCCAUAAGCAGAAAGAUGAAAGAUAAUUCUUGCUGGUAGAAAGAUGUGUUUCCUGCAUUUCUCGUGACUUUUGAUCUUUUGGGAAACAGAAGUUGCUGAUCUUACUUUGUUCAAGCUUAAGUUUUCAAAGUGGUCCACACAGUUCACGCUAUUCACAGUGGUGCCUGGUUUGUCACAUGCUGCUUAAGUUCUUCUAGAGAUCAGUUUUAAUAAAUAAUUAGUAUUUCAAAGAUCCCUAGUGUCCAGUGACUACAGUACAAUGACUGGUCUGUAAGACCAGUAAAUUAACUUGCAGUACUUCUGUAUUCUGUACAGCCUGGUAGCUGAAGCAGUAAUCCCUUUAUUUGAUAUGGUCUGCCCUUCUGACCUGUCUUAAUAUCCAGCAAAGUAUAGAUUUUUCUUGCUUACUGUCUUUCAUUAAAGUAUAUCAUAAGGUGUUUUGCAGUUAGGGAAUGCAUUAAAUAUGCUUCUUCAGUCAGUGCUGAGCUUAAGUUACACAAAUGCCUACAAGCUGCUGUUGUUUUGAACAUGCAGAACCAAAGUCCUGUCAAAACGCAGCAGUAGUUAUUUGCUGAUACUGUGUCUGGCUCCAAGUAUGUCACAUCACCAACAUUAAAACUAACCAUAAAUCACAUUACAGAUGCAUUUUUCACUUGGAGCAAAAAAACCUUACGAAUAAAUUACUUAAUUUUAUCCCAUUUUUCAGAAGUGCCUAAGUGAUCUAAGUCCUACUAAGGGGACUUAAGGGUUGGGACUUAAGCUCCUAAGUGUCUUAGCCAACAUUUUUAGAAGUCUGUAACAUCCAUCCAUCCAUGUACUGAUGUCUCUCUGGCAAUUCCUGAAACCCUGUGUUGCUUAGCAGUACAGAAUACUAUACAUGCAGUUAAAACAGAGGCGAAAGUGAGAGUGUAAUUCCAGGUAUUUGUUUCAUCAGAAAAGGUCUGAUGCAGUAGGCAGAGAGGGCAACACAGAAACCUGUAUCAAUCUCCUCAGGGCAGAUUACUUUGUAUAGUCCAUUGCUUCUGUGAAAAGAAAGGCAAAAUUCUUAUUUCUCAUUUUUUAGUUUUCCAGUCACCAGUUUCACUAAAUUCAGUCCACUACAUUCACCUCUCCUCCAUCUCUGCUAUAAAAUCCUACCUUCUAGCAACUGAUUUCCAUCUUGUGUAGUAGUUGAUCUGUCUUAAUGGUUUGCAUUUCCUAUGAGUCUCAGCAUAUUUCACUCUGUAAUCAGGGUGUUUGGUCUGAUCUCUAGAGGUACUGAGCAUCUUUGUGUCUUGUCUUCAAUGAAGGAGUACUGCACAAAUUUGUUUAGUUUUACUUUUAAAUUUAUUGAAAUUUCAUUCCUAUACAGGUUCCAGAUUUCACUAUUACAGACCUGUCUUCAGAGUCAGAUGAUGUCCCAGACAUUUUGGAUUUGGAUGAAGAGGAUCAACAGGACUUUUCACGCACAAAUGGCCCUUACACUACAGGGCAAAGAGCUGAAUAGAGAAGCAUAAAAAUGUCUUUUUGAUACAAUGUACCUUUGCCAUGUUUAAUUUAGAUUUUUCCUAUUUAAAGAUGAACCAUCCUAGUUUAGGGAUUAUGGGGAUAUUUUUUUUAAACCAGUACUGUUUCACUUAGCUGCAUCAAAAAUCUGGGUUUUUCAAUGCAAGGAAUGCAUGCUACAUUAAUCGGUUAGCAUGGAUGUCAGGCUCCCAUUCUACAAGCCAGGUAUAGCCUAACCAGUGUAUCCAACUAAUCUGAUCUUUGUUGAUGGUUUGUUCUCCUGCUGGUAGCAGCCAUGAGAACACCCCAGUGCUUUGCAUAAAGGGCUGCCAACAAAAGGAGUUGAUGAGGAUUUGCCCACAUUUCCCCCUUCAGUCUAUGGGAAAAGCAGUGCUGCAUCUACCUCUUUGCUGCUGGAAGGGGUAAGAGACUUUGUCUAUCUCAGAUUUUCUCAGGUUCUUUUGUUAGGCUCUGCACCUACAGAGCUUAGACGCUUAGAGCUUUCCUUUGGCAAGAGUGCUUUAUGCACAAAAGAACUUCCUUUCUUUCCACAUGCCUUCUGUGUGCAAAUAUUUUGGCUGCCAUGAUGCUAUCAGUUGUGGCACCCGAGACUAAAAGAGAGUAAAUGCUUCAAUGUUAAAGUGUUUUGGGUAUAAGGAUAGCAUUUAAAUAAGAAAGGAAAAAAGACUGUAAAAAGAAAGGAAAAAUAGAGAGUAGAGAGAUAAAAGACUUUGGACAAAAAAAAAAAAAUGGGGAAAAAAGAGGGAAUUGAAUGUAAGGAGAGUUCUGGCAACAAUGAUUUUUCAAAAACGUUUUAAUAAAUCUAAAUCAGUUAUUUGCUAAGGGCUGAUGAGUCUGCAUUUGCUCGCGACAUUAACUUCUCUAGGAGUUGGGGAGAGUAGGAAGGGGACUGGAGGCGGAUUUGUUAACAUUUCUUUGCGGGGAGCAGGCGGCCAUGCCGUCGCACAGACCUCUCCGUGUCGUCGGUGUGACUACAAUGCAGUCCGGGGGGUUGCGGCAGAGCGCCGCUCGGCCGCGGGGACACCGCUGCGCCCUCAUCCUGGCACCUGUCCUGGGGAAUGCCUGGAAGUCUGGUCAUGAAAUGCCUUGGAAUAAAAGUUUGAACGGCA
This is a messenger RNA of Catharus ustulatus (Swainson's thrush), 7521 nucleotides long. It is a transcript of the gene PLIN2, whose product is annotated as perilipin 2. The record is from RefSeq and is a predicted model, not a curated record. Bases 115 to 1329 code for a protein of 404 amino acids. Gene Ontology annotation, biological process: lipid storage; positive regulation of triglyceride storage. Gene Ontology annotation, cellular component: lipid droplet; cytosol. NCBI's taxonomy places the organism in Eukaryota, Metazoa, Chordata, Aves, Passeriformes, Turdidae. The transcript is spliced from 9 exons.